GCAUGUUUCUGGGAUGUGUGAGGAAGGAGUGCCCGGAGAAAACCCACGCAGGGAUGGGGAGAACAUGCAAACUCCAAACAGGCAGGGCCGGGAUUUGACGCCCUGUCCUCAGAACUCAGCAGCAGCGGACGUGGACAACAUACUGUAUUGACACCAUCAGCUUUGCUGGACUCACAAGUACAAGGUGUUUGCUGUGGUCUGUCUGAGUGAGCUAGAGAUGAUUCAGCUGGGCCUCACUGACGGCAGCCUGAUCGAUGAGCUGAUAGCGCUAACGUCCCAGAGUCUUGGCCAACUGGAGAUCCGAGAACACUUCAACGUCAUCAAGGAGAUAGGGCGAGGAAAAUACGGCAAAGUGCUGCUGGUCACGCAUCGCUUCAGGGGGACUCCCAUGGCAUUGAAAGUCAUGCCAAAGACCUCAACUAAGCUGCAGGGCUUCCUGCGAGAGUACUGCAUCUCCUUGCAUCUGUCCUGCCAUCCCUGCAUCGUGGGUCUCUUUGGGAUCGCCUUCCAGUCUACUGAGCACUACUGCUUUGCCCAGGAGCUCGUCAUUGGGCGAGACCUUUUUGCUGUCAUUCAGCCAAAGGUGGGGAUCCCUGAGUCAUCUGCUAAACGGUGCGCCGUCCAGAUUGCCAGUGCUUUGGAGUUCAUCCACAGCCGGGGCCUGGUCCAUCGAGAUGUCAAGCCUGAGAACAUCCUUCUGCUGGAUCAUGACUGCCGCCAGGUCAAGCUGGCAGACUUUGGCCUGGCCCAGAAGAGGGGCACUCUGAUCAGUUGCAUCACAGGGAUCCUGCCUUACAUGGCUCCUGAGCUUUGCACCAUUGCUCUCCUAGAGGGACAGAAAGAAGUCACUGGUCCUCCACUGAGUGUGGAGCCAAGUCUGGACACUUGGGCCUUUGGGGUGCUUAUAUUUUGCAUCCUGACGGGCUACUUUCCUUGGGAGUGUUGCACGGAUUCAGAUGACUGCUAUCAGGAGUUUGCCGACUGGUCCAGAUUGGGUGAAAUCACCCCCACCGAAGAGGGCAAUCCUCAGCUGUGGAAGAGAUUCACUCCUGAAGCCAUGGAGUUGUUCAGCAAGCUCCUGGCUGUGGAACCAGAAAAGAGGUGCAGUGAAGGGGUGGUGAGAGAAUAUGUGGGGAAGGUCUGGGUUAAAAAGGAACAUGGGAAGGAGCAGCACGAGAUGCUUGAAAAAGACAAAGAGUAAUAGUGGACUUCACAAAUAAUUGCAACAAAUUCCAUUUGAGCAUGUGCUGGAACCAUGUAGUGACUAAAAUGUUAAACUUCAAGCUCUAAAUUGGUUCCAAAGUGACUGAAUGAACAGUGUACA
Molecule: messenger RNA, 1324 nt
Organism: Syngnathoides biaculeatus (alligator pipefish)
Lineage: Eukaryota; Metazoa; Chordata; Actinopteri; Syngnathiformes; Syngnathidae
Product: serine/threonine-protein kinase SBK1
Exons: 5
Coding region: 218-1201 (327 amino acids)
Biological process (GO): peptidyl-serine phosphorylation; peptidyl-threonine phosphorylation
Molecular function (GO): protein serine/threonine kinase activity; ATP binding
Source: RefSeq, a predicted model, not a curated record